GGAAGCGAACCUAUUUUUGGAUUCGUGUCUCAUUGAUGCACGUGCUAAAGAUCGGACCGUUUCACAAUGUGUCAAAAAAUGUCCCUCAUCAAUCGUUACGUCCUUUAAAGCGCCGAGGAUGCUUGAUAUCGGAUCGGAAUAUUUCAAUAUAAAUAAUAUAGAUUGUUUUAUUGCUUCGACGUCAUUAAUUUCUCGUUACUCGUUCGCACAGGCUCGAACUAAGGCCUGUGAAGCAGAUUGUCAGUCAGUAGAUAUAAUAUUGUAGCGCAAUGAAUUCGUACAGAAAGAAGAAAGAGGAGUUACUGUUGGAGGUCCUAGACCUGUUUUUAUUGCCAGAUUACAACGUUGUCUCGACAACUUAUUUAGAUCACUUGCUCAGCCAUAUUGCAGAAAAUACAAAAGAAUGUACCACAGUCGACUACGAAUACUGUGAAGUUUUUCAGAAGUGGAUACCAAAAGCUUUGGCGAUAUGGGAGUCUGGACAGAAAGCGUCGCAGCCUGUGAUGACAUUUACACUGAAGCUAGUCGGGAUUAUUUCACGACAUGAAUUACGUUAUCACUACUGGCAAUGUCAGGAUGUAUACAACCGACUUUAUAAAAUUCUGCAAUUGCAUAGAGAUGAUCUAUCGGCGUCCAUUAAAAUGGCAUAUACGACUAUGUUGUCAGAUUUGAGUGUUCAUCGAAGUGGCAGGCAAUGGGUAAUACAAUCUGGUGUAUGGAAAGAUGUCGUAAAAUACGCACAUUGGAAUCAAACGAUGUAUGUUACCAGAGAGAGCCAAAGAUUCCUAUGGACCUUGUUAUUGCACGAACAGAGGAACAUUGAGACAUGCAAAGAGAUCAUUUUAGCAGUCGCUGCACCUCUGAUGAAUAAUAUUCUAGAUGUACAGAUGCAUCAGGCUCUGGAGGAGAAUUAUCUAGAGCAAAAUAAACUGUUAUGUUCCACGUUGGACUUACUGACCAGCAUCCUGGAGAAUACGCUUUUUGCGAGUCUGGAUAACAGCAUCCCCGAACUAAUCGAAAAACUUGUGGAUCUCGAGAUGCGGGUGAAAGCGCUGUUUGAGGCCUGCAUUAGCACUAGAUUUUUCCAACAUGUGCACAAAUUACUGUUAUUAUCGCUGUUCUUGAAAUUGAAACAAGGAAUCAAGGAGGAUACCACAAUGCUCGAUCUCGAUAGAUGGCACAAGUUCUGUUAUGGUUUGUGCUACAUUUCGAUGAUGUUAUUAUCGAAGAAGUACAUUAUAGAGUUGGUGAAAGACAACAAAUUUGCUAUGGUAUAUUGGAAAAAGCUGCGUGCGCUGCGGGAAUUCAGUCUGCCAGAACAACACAAGUUGGAACAUCAAGCUAUUGCCCUAAUGAUACUACCAUUGUGCGUGUGUAUAAAAAAGAAUCAUAUGAAUCACGACCUAUUCGAUAUGUUCGUUAAUAAAAUUUUCGAUGUUACAUGUACUACCGUACAAAGAUUAGCUUAUAAUAUGAGAGACAUUAUUCGAAAAGGAGAUCUUCCGAUAGAACGGAUUUGUAAAACUUCUAUCGAUUUGCUUCUUGAGAUAUCUGACAUAAUGGACAGAGAUGUAGCUGUGAUCACCUUUCAAGCUUUGUGCCACGUUUUGAAGAGUUACAUGCCAGAUAUGUGGGGCGGAUGUGGAACGCGCGAGAGAAGGAAUUACGUGCCAUCAGAUGUAAACAGCACUUCACCUUCGGAACAUCCGCGAAAGUUCCUAUAUAAAUCAAUAUUGGAUGGCGAUCCUAUAGUCGACUAUCCUAUUCUAUUGGCAUCGUUGCUAGAUGGUUUGGCCAUCAUGACGGAGAAAUUCAAACUAAAAUGGCAGGAAUGCGUGGAAACGAUAUGCGUACUAUCUCUCGCGCAAGAGAUUCUCAAUCAUUCCGGAAUAUUGCCAUUGAUUUGUGUGAAGGCGUUGAAAUUGUGCAAGCUCGCUAUCCACAACUUUAUGCCACCUAAUUUGGCAUUACUUGUGGAUUCUGACAGCAAUAUGAACGAGAUUGGGCCAACAUUCUACAAAAGAUUACAUGACCCCAACUGGGAGGUGAGAGACAGCGUUCUUGAGGUUCUCAACACCAUUGCAACGAUUUCUGAAGACAAAUAUCCAGCGUUCCAAGAUUUCCUUUUGAACAAUCAGUUAUUGAAAGUAGCGGUCGAGAUCAUUAAAACAGACGGCGAGAGUUACGUACGAGCAUCAGCGUUAACAUUCAUUGCAACUACAGUUCGCAUCAAUAAAUUAUGGGAACAGCAACUGUCGCAAGUGGAUUUAACUGAAACUGCGAUUUAUCUACUCGAGAAUGAGAGUGAAGCAAUAGUCAGGAGAGAAGCUGUGAAUCUAAUCAAGGAGUUAUACGUUCAUCAAAAGUGGUCGAAGGAGAUCAUCGAUUCGAUGUUGCGAGCGAUGUGCGUGGCAGCCGUAUUCGAUCUACAUUGGGAGGUAAAGACGAACGCGUUAUCCUUCUGGGAUCAUUUCGUCAAGUCACACUUGACGGACCAGGGAAUGCUCGACGAUUGCUUUCCAAAUGUGACGUUCUCUAAAGAGCAUAGAAAAAUCAUGGCAUUGAACGAAACCGAAAUUAAACGGAGGCUCAACAAAGCGUUAGAUGAGCUGGCGAGGCAAAAUUGCUUAGGUGUACUUUUGGUCACUUUGAAAGAUGAUAGCGACUUUGAGGUAUGCAAAGCGUCCGCCGCGAUAAUUGGCAAGCUAAAAUCCUGCCUACUCAAAUAUAAGCUGGACGAACCACCUUCGGCAGUAGAAAACAAUUCAACGAUGGAUACUGUAUAUAUUAAAGAAACAUUACCCGUUUCAUCAUUUAUCUGCGAUGAGAAAACGCGAAAUGCUUCACAUAUUAUCGAAGAGAUCGUGGACGCAAACGAUGCCAAUUUGCUCGCGACUAUCUAUAAGAAUUCGAUGAACAUGGAUACCGAGAUGACGAUGGAAGAGGAAGAGAAGGAGGAGAAGAAGACACUCCGUUACAUCUCGUCUGUGACACGCCAAAGUUUUCUCCACGCAAUUUUCAACUGUGACAUCAAUGCUUACAUCGAGGAGAAGAAUCGCUGGUUAAAGACGUAUACCAGCAGCUUUGAAUCAAUAUUAGAUGAUAUAUUGACAAUGUACAAGAAAAAUGAUGUCAAUUCAAUGGAUUGCUACUGAAUAUUGUAACAAUGUCGUUUUAUACAUGUGUCUUAACACAUUAAAAGCCAGUGGCAUAAAAUUAGAUUUUGUGAUGAAAAUUAAUUAGUAGAUAAAUUAAUUAGUAACACUAAACAAUUAAUUAGUAGAAAUUUAUCAUAAAAAAGACUUUUAAUACUUAAAUGCACAAAUGUUAAUUUAUUGUUAAAAUUAUUUCUCAUAUUUGAUUUAGACUACGGUCUAUUUAGCACUUACAAAUGCUUCGAAGCGUUUGGAUUAAUCAAAGAAAUUUAUUAAUUGAUCAAUCAAAAAAUGCUUCGAUAUAUUUCUAAUACCAAGUAGACUGCACCCUUUUGCUGACUAAUUUGUGAAAAAUGUUAUCGAUCGAUAGUGUGUUAAGUAACAUAUGUAUAUUUCUUCUUUGUAUCAAAACACAUGUUAAAUGAGUAAUUGUUAAAUGUUACAUAUUGAAUGCGGGUUGAUGUAUAUAUUUCAAUAUGUUCCUCUGAAAUGGUUAAAAUGAAGCGUGAAAAAUAUUUUUGUAAAAGAAUCCUUUAACUAUGAGAACAUCGAGAACUACGAAUCAAAUAUUCUGCUGCACUUGAAUUUUUCUUAUGUAUUUUAUUUUCUUAUGUAUUUUUAAUCUGCUCUUUUAUUCUAGUGAUAUAUAUACAUGUAUAUUUUUCUUUUUUUCUCUUUUGAGACAUAGCAAGAGGCUGUGUAAUGUUUAUUCGUGUAAUAUUCUUUUACCUGUAAUGAAAUACACUUAAUAACAUUAA
Pogonomyrmex barbatus (red harvester ant) is the source of this 3913-nucleotide messenger RNA. RefSeq names its product integrator complex assembly factor Brat1. Gene Ontology annotation, cellular component: nucleus. NCBI's taxonomy places the organism in Eukaryota, Metazoa, Arthropoda, Insecta, Hymenoptera, Formicidae. Gene Ontology annotation, biological process: positive regulation of protein phosphorylation; DNA damage response; cell population proliferation. Gene Ontology annotation, molecular function: protein binding. The record is from RefSeq and is a predicted model, not a curated record.